Messenger RNA from Marmota monax (woodchuck), 1057 nucleotides. RefSeq names its product sperm flagellar protein 1-like. The transcript has 7 exons. Gene Ontology annotation, molecular function: microtubule binding. Gene Ontology annotation, biological process: regulation of cytoskeleton organization. The record is from RefSeq and is a predicted model, not a curated record. Gene Ontology annotation, cellular component: axoneme. Lineage: Eukaryota; Metazoa; Chordata; Mammalia; Rodentia; Sciuridae. The coding region runs from base 45 to 812 and encodes 255 amino acids.
GCCCCUUCUGGUCCGUCUCCCGGCAACAGCCCAAGCCUUCUGCCAUGCCGGGCUCCAACAGGCGGUCUCCUGCGGCGCUAGGGCCGCUGCCGGACGCCCUCCGUGGCCUCUGUGCCUGGCUUGACCAGCUCCCGCUCAGCCGCCCCAAGCGCCACCUGACCCGGGACUUCAGCGACGGCGUGCUGGUGGCCGAGAUCGUGAAGCAUUUUCACCCGCGCCUGGUAGACCUGCACAGCUACAUCCCUGCCUGCAACACUGACCAGAAGCUAAGCAACUGGAGCCUUCUCAAUAGGAAAGUCUUUCGCAAGCUGUGCUUCUGUGUCUCUGAGGAGGACAUCCGUAAGGUGGUAGCCAAUGUACCUGGGGCAAUCGAGCCCAUCCUGUGUGCACUGAGGGAGAAAGUGGAAGCCAACCCUGCUCAGGCAGGCUCACCUGGCACAGCUCUUCAUGUCUGCAAAUUGGAUCCAGGAUUCUCCAGCAUGGAUGCUGUCCAUUCACAGGCAGGCCUGCUAAGCCCCUCAGCUCCCACCAGUAUGAAGACCCUUCAGAAGCAGAGGGCCUUGGAGAAGAAGGGCAGCUGUGCUUGUGAAUGUCAGGACCCAGCUGAAGGGGCCUGGGAGCACCUGGCCAAGGUUCAGCAGUUGCUGGAGGACAAGGAGCAGGCAGUGGACAUUCUGCAAGAGACAGUCCAGAUUUUGCAGAUGAAGGUGAUAAAGCUGGAGCACCUGGUGCAGCUGAAGGACCUGCGGAUCGCAGAGCUGACGCGACUGGGGACCGAGGAGUGCCGUGUGCCCCCGGGAGCCCCAUCCUGAGCCAGCCAGACCCUGACCUUGAGGAUGCAGAGCCUUGCUCCCACCAGUGGUUCUUCUGCGCGUCCCUGCACUGUCCAGCAGGCUCCGGGAGGGACGUCUGUAUAAGGCACAGGUUUAGAAGCUAGAGUGGGGGUUGGGUUCCUGCUGGGGGUCACCUGGGGCCAUACUGCCCCACAGAUGGGUUUGGGACACAGCCAGUGGGAUUCCCUCCAGCCCCACGUUUCAUCACUGCAUCUGUGAACACA